Messenger RNA from Ictalurus furcatus (blue catfish), 8538 nucleotides. RefSeq lists its product as uncharacterized. Lineage: Eukaryota; Metazoa; Chordata; Actinopteri; Siluriformes; Ictaluridae. Gene Ontology annotation, molecular function: phosphotyrosine residue binding. The transcript has 7 exons. The record is from RefSeq and is a predicted model, not a curated record. The coding region runs from base 598 to 1965 and encodes 455 amino acids.
UUUCAGGUGGUAGAAUUAUUUCAAACACUGUAUAUGCAAUUGUUUUGGGUUAGUUUUAGCUUCCUGGUCUAGCUGAGCAGUCAGGGUCGGAGUAGUCCCUCCUGCUAUAGCGUCUCACACAGACAGGGGGAGAUGUAGAGCUCCAUUCACAAAGCACAUGUAAGGUUGCCAGAUUGUUAUUAAACACUUAUUUUAAAAAAUACGGUUUAAACCCUUACGAUAGCAGUUAGAAUUGGAACAAGUUACUGAUGAAGUUUGUUAGAGUUUGUAUAGAGGGUUUAAAGGGUUAACAUGUUGGAGAAAUACAGUGUUAAUCUGGCAACUCUUUUGGGAAAAAAAACCUCAACGCAACCUGGCAACCUUGCGCGCAGAGAAACGUGGGCUGAGCGCUUGGCGACGCACUCACACAGCCGGAGUUCCCACACAUCUCAAAGUGAUCGCGGGUCAGAAACGGGCGAGUGAGCGAGCGAGCGAGCUUGUACCGAAAAGUGUUGCGGAUUAACCGAGUUUAACGCACAGAGCGAAACUCACGCGGAGCCACGGACACCCGGAACGGAAACCUCGGCGUGUCGGAGCGGUGAGCGAUGCGCUGGCACCAUGGCCAAAUGGUUCAAGGAGCACCUGGGAUUCAAGAGCGCCAAAGCCUCGCCGCCGGCGCCUCCGAGACCGGACUACCGGCACUGCCACGCGGCCGCCGCAGCUUACCAACACGCGGGCGCAGGCACUGGCACCGUAGGCGCGAGCUACCCGAGCCCCGCGCAGCCGGAUAUCCUCGCCGCGUACAAACUCCAGAAAGAGCUGGACUUCGAGGACCCUUACGCGGCCGGCGCCAACACUCCUUUCUCGGGCGCAGCGCUCUCGGAGGUGAAGUACGUGUCCCCGAAACACCGCCUCAUCAAAGUGGAGACGCUGGAGAGGAGCUGCGCAAGCCCGAGUGCUGGCGGCGGCGGCGGCGGAGGUGCUGGUGGUGGUGGAGGAAGCGCGACCCAGGCAGCUGCAGGGAGCACGAGAUCUCCCACAUCCCCACCCGCCGAGCACGAGACUAAGCAGGACAAGGUGAUCAUCUUGGAGGACUACGCCGACCCUUUCGAUGCUGCGGAUCAAGCAGGUGGCACCCAGAGCAGCGCGGAGAAGCCGGUGGAGAACGACGGCUACAUGGAGCCGUACGAGGCUCAGAAGAUGAUGGCUGAGAUCCGAGGGAGUCGUGGCGUAAAGGACGGCCCGGUUCGGCAGCUUCCCCUGUACGACACCCCGUACGAGCCUGCGGAGAACGGCGGGGAUUCUGACCCCCUGUGUUCACGCGAGAGCAGACUGCCUCAGGAUGACGAGAGGCCGCCGGAGGAGUACGAUCAGCCCUGGGAGUGGAAGAAAGAACGCAUCUCGAAGGCUUUCGCAGCUCUGCUUUGUUAUGACUGCAUUAGCAGCAAAGGAGAAGGCAGAGGAUCAGCUCGGAGAAGAGUCAACACCUCCAAAUCCCUCACAGUCCAGUUCGAAGGGGUGGAGAAAGGCAGGAUGUCUCCGACGAAAGAUGGGAAAUCGAGGCCGCCCCAGCGCCACUCCAGCGGCUGUCUGGUCAACAUGAAGAUGAGUUCGGUGGAGCAGUGUAUGCCGACGCUGGGCGAGCGCAUCGACCCCACCAUGCCUCUGGAGAGCCAGUUCUGGUAUCAUGGAGCAAUCAGUCGAACGGACGCUGAGUCAUUGCUGAGGUUGUGUAAAGAGGCCAGUUACCUAGUGAGAAACAGCGAGACCAGCAAGAACGAUUUCUCCCUCUCUCUCAAGAGCAGCCAGGGUUUCAUGCACAUGAAGCUGUCGCGAACCAAAGACAACAAGUACAUCCUGGGCCAGAACAGCUGUCUGUUCGACAGCGUGCCGGAGAUCAUCCAUUUCUACUCCAGCCGCAAGCUGCCAAUCAAAGGAGCCGAGCACAUGUCCCUCCUGUACCCCGUGGCCAUCCGGACACUUUAGCCUCCAGUCUAGAAGUCGAUCGCUGAACAAAUGGCGUGUAGAUGCCUGUUACAGAUGGAUUGAACAUCCAUCAUCUGCAUUUACAACAGCGUCUUAUAAUGUUUGAUGACUAAUAUGGUGUCUGUUAAGCCUUUGUGAAUGGCUGAUUGUACACAGUGCUACUGGAACACUGUCCAGCAAAGACUGGAAGACUUUAGAGGCUUUAAAAAAGCCCUCACUUUCUCACUGAUGGUGUCAAAUCUCAAGUCUUUUUUAAUUUGCGCCGAGUCAUACCUUCAGCUCAGUGGAUUAUGGAGACCACACAGACCACACCAAGCAGACUAAUAUGUAAAUAAUAUGUUUUCCAGCAGCUCUAAUGCGCACCCUCAUCCCUUUCUGCUGAAAUGUCCUAUUCAUGUGGACUUAAAACCCUGAGCUUUGGCCUGCACCCACACUUUGAUUGUUUGGUCUCAUGCAUACUGUAAUAAAAUCUCACGCAAACCAUUUGUGGACGUUUCUGAACUCCAGGAUGACGUAUAAACUGCUGUUUUGUUAACACUAGUGAACCGAUCGCGAUACCACAACUCAUUUGAACUUCCUGAAAGGAUUCUAGCAUGUGUUUUUCUUUUCAGUGUGAAAACAAGAUGGGUUCCGAGUUCAGAGAUGACAAAUUGGUAGGAAAUCUUUGUUUGUCUUUCUACCAAAAUCACGCUCUGUGAAACAGAGUCAGGCUGAUUUAGCAAGAACGAUUAGCAAGAAACUAAUGCCAUGUCCUACAACGUCGCUGUUCUCUACAAAGUGUAAUGUACAUUAUGUAUUUUCUUCACCCUUUAGGAUGCAUCAUUUGAACUCUAAGCAGUGCAUUGUGGGAUUUGAUGAGCACCUUGGAUGUUCUCCACUAUGCUGUUUCAGACAUACAAAUAACAAAUAACUGGUAACGCUACUUAAGGGUGGUGUUCAUAGGGUUGACCCCCUCCAUAAGCCCUUCAUGAAAUUGACAUUUAAAAGCAUAAUAUGUCAUAAAGACUGCCUUCAUCAGUUCUGAUGACAAACACUUACAUGACACCUACAUAAACCUGCAUAAGCAUUCAUAAAGGAUUAUUCCAAUUAGCAUCAUGUGUCCUUAAGUCUGUUUUGAUGUCAAGUUGACAUAAGACUACAAAUCUUUCAUGUCAACAGACACAAUCCUGCAUAAGCAUUUAUGAAGGCUGUUCAUUUAUCGGUGUCUGUUGAUAAAAACCACUUCCUUCAGCUUAAUGUCAAGUUGACGUUCCCCCUUAUGUCAAGGGAAAAUAUUUCAUGUUGACAAAUGUCAUGACCGCUGACUUUGUAGCUCUUUUUGGUGUGAUGGUGUAACGUCAAACCUCAAAAUCGAACUAAUUCUUUCUCAUUUGUGAGAAAAUAUACAUAACGUUGUAAUGGCAUUGUCAUAAGUAUUCAUCACAAUAGGUUAGGUUUUUUUUAUUUAUUUAUUUAUUUAUUCCAAUUUAAUCCUGUCACUUUUCAAAGUAUAUCCGAUCAUCAUGUGACUCAACCAUAUUAGAAGUUCACCGAGCUAUAAAGUCAGUUGUCAUGACGUUCUGUAAGAAGUAUAAUUACACAAACCUGUCAUUUGAAUUAGAGGCCAUGAAGAAAGCUUCUCUUUUUUUUUUUUCAGGAGCAUUUAAAAGCCUUUCUAAAGGUUAUUUACUUGUUUAGGGGGGUGUUGUUUUUUUUUUUGCCACCACCUCCCCUCCUGAGGACUUUAACACUAUUAAAAAGUUACGUUUUUGGACUGUUAAAGCUAACCCUAAGAAAAGCGACAGAGAAGAAGAAGAAAUUUUUGAAAGGGCUCCCGAGUGGCGCAACAUAAAAGCGUUCGUCCUCUUGUUCAAUCACGGCAGCAAUAGCUAAUCAUGGGUGUAUGUGGAAAAAGGCAGAUAACUCAUUCCUCUGAGUGUGUUAUGCUGUCCUGUAAAGUUAGCUUUCACUCUCCCUGGUUGUGCUAUCUUAGGCAGCUAAUACGGGGGAGAAAAAUAAAUAUAUGCAUAUUUUUAUGUAUAUAUAAUUAUAUAUACAUACAGUAUACGUUUAUGCAGGUUUGUGUCAUGAAGAAUUUAUAUACUUGUACAUUUAUCACCACCCUUAAGUAGUGUUCAAAAAUUACCUGAGUGUCUUUUUUUUUUUUUUUUUUUUUUUAGCUCUAAAACUAUCUUUACAACCAUUACAAUCUGAUCUCUCUACAAGUUGCAUAAAAAAAAUACAAGUGCAGAUUUAGUGCAUUUGAACAGUGCCAAAAAUUCAGUUAGUUCAGAUAAUGGACUAUAUGUUUGUCUUGAGACUGAAUGCCCUUGAGUGGCCAAGUGAAGCAUGGAAAAGGAUGUUUCAGACGUUUCAUAAAAAAAAUGAGCCACUUUACAUUCAAUCCCCCCUCCUCAGCUUAAGACUCUCUUGACUAGGGAGAAUGAAAUAUGUCUGCAUUGUCUACCUCAGAAAAUCAAUUUAAUUCCACCCAUCAGCCAAUCAAUAAGGUACAAUAAGAUUGCAGAUAUCGAUCCAGCUCCCUUUUCCUCUCGUCCAUUUCCACCACAUUGUACCUUGGCUUUACCUUCGAAGAGUUCGUCUUGGUUAAACGCAAUGAAAAGUUGGUUUGUUGCGCGCUUGUGCUCGCCCGCUUGUUUUUACGAUCGUUUGUAUGUAAAUGUUACUCUGUACUCGUACGUGAUGCCAGUGACAUCUUUUGGGUUCAUGCCUUAUACUGUAGAUGCAUGGUGAGGAAAAAUAAUCAGUCUACUUGAUCACCGUCCACAACAACAAGAAAUAUUCUGCUUUAAGUGAAUGUUCUGUGACUGUAAUUUAUUAUGGAGUGAUGAUUAUUAUAGCUGUGUUUUACUCCCAGACAAGGUGACUGAGACCCUUUUAUUUUCUCUUUGUUCAGUUCUUUGUGUGUGUGUGUGCGUGUGUAUACAAAGGAAAGAGACUAGCAUUCUCAAAAAAUUCUAUGGUGCUUGUGCGUAUGCUAUUGAUCUGUUUGUUUUCCACAUGAUGCCCUGUUACAGAUUUCUGUAUGUUGCGUAAACAUGAUGCACAGCCUGAUUGUGGUACAGACCAAAACCUGGAAUAUGCAAUGGUUUCUCCCGUCUUUGUGCUUUUGUUGCCUGAUUGUGAGCCUCUCAGCAGGCGGGUCUGCUUAUGAAAAGGCCUUAUUUAAUCAUCUUUAUUGCUGGGGAAGCAAAGCCUUGCAGGUCUUGGAAAUAACGAGGAGCCGAGAUGAAAGUCACUAAUUAAACUCGUAAACCUUUAAACCCAUAUUGCGAACCAUUCUGAGUCGCAUACAGUGUGUCGAAUGCAUUUAGAUUUAGAUAACUGCUCGCAUCUGCUCACAUUGUGAAGUUUGGAAAUGAUUUUUUUUUUUUUUUAAUGAUUACAAAAGAAAGAAGAAGAAGGAGGAAAAAAAAAAAACCAAACCCCAGAUGGGAUGGUACAGCCAGACCUGUCAAAGGUUGGUCUCAAAUUCCCAUAAUUCAUAUGGACUUGGUAUAGAGGAGAGGAAAAUAAAUGCUCCUAUGUGUCUUGGAUUUCCUAGAUGUGUUGUUUUGUGUUGUUUUGUUAGAUCGAGUUCUCUGACUGUCUAAUCCGAACUUUAAAAAGGGACUGGAAGACUGUCGAUAUUUUUAAAACGGGAGAAUUACUGCUUGAUUUUUGUUACAGCAAGACACUACAGGUGAAUAAAAUAUUAGAGAUCGCGAUUAAUCUUCGCCAUUUGGUUGCUGAUAUUCUUUGUAUUGGAACUUACGGAGGAAGUACAUUUAUUUAUGCAAACAAGGCUUCGUCUAAAUAAUAUAUAUCUAUCAAACAAUCUAGUUUUUUGGUUUAUAUUCGAAUUGAAAUGUUUUGUUUAUUUCACUGUGAAGACUUCCUCUCAAGAGAACCGCUUUUACGGAACUCUUUGUUGGAAUAUCAUUUCUUUAUCGUUUAACCAAGGAAACACAGUGAGCUGUUAUGCAAAAAAAAAAAAAAAAAAAAAAGAAGAAGCUAUUUUUCAGUAUAACGGAAAUCUAACAAUUAUCAUCAUCAACAUUUUGAGGAGUUCCUCAGCUUAUAUAAAUAGGGAUCGAAAUGAAGAUGUAAAAAUUUCAUGAAUGCAGGUCAUCUAGAAAAUGAGAUUUUUGGCUUCUGUAUAUAGGGGGAAAUGAUUUUCAGAAAAAUAAUGUGUUUUGAAAAUGCACUGUGGUUUAAUGUGUUUCCCCUCUAGUUAGUGUGAUUUAUAAUGUUUAAAAAGGUCUUGCAUGUCACGUGAGUUGGCAAAAACAUUCAUUUAUUUAUUUAUUUAUUUGUUGUUGAGUUUUAAUAUUUGUAUGACUAUAGUAGAAGGGAAAACCUCAAACGUAAUUGAUCCAAAAAUCUGAAAGACUGACUUGUCCAAAAUGGUCAUUUUUCCCUGUAGUGUCUUGCCUUAAUUAGAGGAUGUACAGCAUUUGUAUGCAAGUGGCCUAUGCCAUAGACGGGCUCUGAAUGUAUACUAACGGGAGGUUAUUUUUACAUAAAGUCUAAUCUGUUUAAAAAAAAAACAAAAAAAAAAAACAGUGUGUGUGACCAGCAUGUUCAGGUAUCAGAUGACACACAGGAUUGUAAAAUAAUUAUCAGAUGCUGGCAGAUGGGAGACAAUUUUUAAAAAAAAAAAAGGAAAAAAAAAAGGUUUGUUGUGUGAUGGCAGGUCUGAGGAUGAACAGCAGGAAGACAGGAUAAUGGGGGGAUGGAGGAGGAGAGGGAUGAGAAAGCCCUACUCUUCAUUCUGCUCCAUUGUGUCUGUUAGAGCACCUCACUUUGUGUAGACAAGUGUUCUCUAGUAAGCUGUGUGUGUGGUAGUGUGCGUGAUGCUGAAGCUUCCCUCAGCUCUAUUCAUAUGGAUGCUCUAUUCGCCCGUGUGUGUGUGUGUAUAUGUGUGUGUGUGUCCUCAACCGUACACUGUCGCCUCACCUGAAUCUAAUAUUCGCGUGUUAGUUAGUUUCCUCCUGUGUAUGCACUAAUAGAACAUAUCUGUACACUCUCAUGGCCAAAUGUAUAUACUGAAUGUAAUAAACUGGGAUGUGGAGGCCUUGAGGUUCAAAGAAAUAAAGAGUUUAUGGGUCUAAAUAAAGCAGCCUUUGUUGUUCGUUCUGUGUUCUGUCACUACGGCUGUUUUUCCGCUGCAUUGUCAAAAAUGAGGACAAAACUGGAGUCAACUUCGGGCACUUCCACACUCAUUAGUCCAUUUGCUGAGCCCGAAUCAGAGAAUUUAUACUUUUUGGUUGUUUGCUCUUUGGUUUAGUUUAGUUUCACAUUGCACGUAAUUAUACAAACCAAAAAGCAACUAAAUAUUGUCUGAUGGGUAGGGCUGUAGUCUAGACUUUGUCCAAAUCAAGUCCAAGACCAGGACUAGCUGAGACUGAGUCAAGAUCAAGUCUUAAUGAGAUCAAUGUCAAGUCAAGAUCGAGACCAAAAACCAUCAAAUCCUUUUGAAGGCAAAGCCUUUAAAUCAUCUAGUUGGCUUGAUUCUUGUAUCACACCAAUGAUUAGGCUGUGUUUUCUAGAAGAAGGAAGUACGUCUUGCCAAACUUUGUGCAUGCGAAAAGAAAAGACAACCGGAACAUUGUUUUCACAAAUACACAAAUACUCAGUCAAACCAUAUUUAGUGAAACCAGUGCCCAAUACUGAGACAAGUCCAAGUAUAAAUGCUAGAAAGUCUGAGACAAGUCAAUACAAGAAAGCGUCUUGAGACCAGACUCGAGUCCUACAGCCUUACUAAGGGGCCUGUAGGGCUGAAAACGUAAAAGUCUUAAAACUCUUUCAUUCACUGUUUAGGGUAAAUAAACCUUUACCAAACGUAUGUACAAAUCACAACAACUCAUCCAAGCACAGAGAACACCGAGCUGGCACUCGAUGAUUAUAUAAAUAACUAGUUAUUAACAUCGUUCAAGUCUUCUUUUUGUUUUGUUGGUUCAAAUAUCCAAAACACAUCACAUUUUGGUUCAGUUUAUGCCCCGUGGCUCAACUCAGCAGCUUGUAACUUGUAAAAAAUGUUGUGCACAACCAACAAUGCAUGGUUUGUUUGGUUCACUUCCUGCAGUUGGGUUGAAUCUCUUUCUCAGUGAAAUAGAACCAUGCUGGAGUAGAAGCAGCCCGAGACCACCAUGCUCAGACGCUCUCGGAUGAGUUGUGUUGGCCCACAACCAGCGUGUGAUUGCUAUGUUCUUACCUGCCUAAAGAACCAAACCUUUUCUGUCUCUGUAUUUUUGACCAGUAAAUGAAAGAGUUUUAGUGUUUAGUUUUCUUGCCCUCUGCAAGCCUUAUUAUUAUUAUUUUUUUUUUUUUGCUUUCUGCAACUCAAUCAACUAAAUCAAACUAAACAGUAAAUGAACCAAAAAGAUCAAUUUCGGUCAAUAUAUUUCUGUUAUGUGUUGUAAUGUGGUGUACCCUGAGCUUUAUGUCUGACCAUCCGUGUCACAGUAAAAACCACCAGUUUGAUUUAAGGCAAGGUCUUUAAGGACGUUCUUAAAAUCUAGUCCGAUUUUCAAUUUCUGUCCUUUUCAGUUUUAUCUUAUUCAAGGUUGAGUGUUUUCAGAUAUACCUCUU